Messenger RNA from Nomia melanderi (Alkali bee), 7424 nucleotides. Its product is annotated as transcription elongation factor Spt6. Gene Ontology annotation, cellular component: transcription elongation factor complex. Gene Ontology annotation, molecular function: nucleosome binding; DNA binding; histone binding. The record is from RefSeq and is a predicted model, not a curated record. Lineage: Eukaryota; Metazoa; Arthropoda; Insecta; Hymenoptera; Halictidae. Gene Ontology annotation, biological process: transcription elongation-coupled chromatin remodeling; nucleosome organization; transcription elongation by RNA polymerase II.
UUAAUAUACAAUAUCAGUUCAGAGUACGAAAUUGAAUACAAUAUUAUCGCGGAGAAUGUUUAUUUCAAAUUUUUGUAUUUUCUACGUCUUGUUACAUUUCAUCCCCCAGUGUUUGAUAAAAUAACGAAUUCCGUGACGUAAACGGUGACCAAUAUUUAACGUCACCGAUAUCAAAUUAUUCCGUAGACGACGGAAAACAGCAUGAAAAAAAUGAAAGUUAUUUUAUCUGGGUUUACGCGUAAGAAAUAGAGAGUAAAUCUCAAGCGCCAAAUAACGUCACGUGGUCUGCACUCAUAAGUUCGUCCCAUGCUUAGGGAAAGUCGAUUCGGUAAUAGAAAAUUUUUAAUGGAACGCGGUUUUCGCACCACCGUAAGAAAUGUUUAGGAAAUAUCGACAAUGUACAACGAGGAGACGGGUUUUUCGGGAACACAGUGUUUCCGAUAAUCUCUCUAUCAGCGAUAGAUACUCGGGUACAGCUGAAGUGAGUGUGAAGCAGCGUAAAGUGCUCGAACUGACUUGACCCCGGAUCUUUAUGUCGUUCGAUUCCGAAUAAAUUCUUCCGUGUCGAGGGAAACUCUGUCCGCGUAGAGAUGGCUGAUUUCUUAGAUUCGGAAGCGGAGGAAAGCGAGGAGGAGGAGGAGUUGGACGAGAACGAGAAGAAAAAGCUGAAAAAGAUAAAGGCCGUCGAGGAAAGCGACGAGGAUGAGGAGGAAGAUGAUGAAGAUCGUUUACGCGAAGAACUCAAGGAUCUGAUAGACGACAAUCCCAUCGAAGAGAGCGAAGGGGAAGACAGCGACGGCUCGGGGACUUCCAAGAAACGUAAGAAAAGCGACGACGAAGAUUUCGACGAUCGCUUGGAAGACGAAGACUACGAUUUGAUAGAGGAGAAUUUAGGAGUUAAAGUCGAAAGGAAACGUUUCAAACGCCUCCGCAGGAUACAAGAUGAGGAAUCAGAGGAGGAACAAGAGAAAGAAGUGGAUGAGGAUAGGGAUGCUAUCGCGAACGAGCUUUUCGAGGUCUCGGGAGAUGAAAGAGAAAUUAGUAUGGAGGAUGAGAGGAGAAGCGAGCGGAGUCACAGGCCCGAGGCGGAAACGUUCGACGAGGAGGGAAGCGAGGGCGAAUACACUGACGCGGAUGAUUUUAUCGUGGACGACGAUGGCAGGCCGAUCGCCGAGAAACGUAAAAAGAAGAAGCCCAUAUUUUCGGACGCCGCGUUGCAGGAAGCUCAGGAUAUUUUCGGCGUCGAUUUCGAUUACGAUGAGUUCGGUAAGUACGGCGAAGAGGACUACGAGGAGGAAGAGGAGGAGGAAGAGGAGGAAGACGAGUACAUGGACGAGGAGGACGCCGAAAGACCGAGAAGACCCAAGAAGCAACUGAAGAAGAAGACCACGAGGAAGAGCAUUUUCGAAAUUUAUGAGCCCAGCGAACUGAAGCGUGGUCACUUCACCGACAUGGAUAACGAGAUACGUAAUACUGACAUACCGGAGAGAAUGCAACUCCGCUCGGUUCCCGUUACGCCGGUGGCAGAGGGUUCCGACGAACUGGACCUGGAAGCGGAGUGGAUCUACAAGCAGGCGUUCUGUCGUCCAACCAUUUCCAUCCAAGACGCUCAUUUGAAUGCCGAAGCUAAAGAGCGGGCUCGAAAGGGUCCGCAGACAAUUGGGAAGAUCAAGAAAGCUCUGGACUUCAUGCGGAAUCAGCACUUCGAGAUUCCCUUCAUCUCCUUCUACAGAAAGGAGUACGUCCUACCGGAGCUGAACAUCAACGACCUCUGGAAGGUGUACAAGUUCGACGCGAAAUGGUGUCAGCUUCGCCAGAGGAAGGAGAACCUGAUGAAGCUGUUCGAGAAGAUGCGGAACCACCAGCUGGACGAGAUCAUGAAGAACCCCGACGCUCCGUUGCCGGACAACGUGCGGGUGAUCAAGGACGACGACAUAGAGCGGCUGAAGAACGUGCAGACCAGCGAGGAGCUGAACGACGUGUACCACCACUUCAUGCUGUACUACAAUCACGAGAUCCCAGCGAUGCAGGAGUCGGUGCGGCAGAAGGAGAAAGAGGCGCGUCGCGAGGCGAAGCUUCAGAAGCGCAGGCAGCAGCUGGCCGACGCCGAGGAGAACGGCGAGGAUCCACCGCCGGAAGAAGAGCCGGAGGCGGAGGAGGAAGAGGAGCCGGACGACACGUUGAAGCAGGCGGUGCGGACCGGUCCGUACUCGAUCUGCAGACGAGCCGGGCUCGACGGUCUGGCGAAGAAGUUCGGUCUCACUCCUGAGCACUUCGCCGAGAACCUGCGGGACAAUUACCAGCGACACGAGGUGGACCAGGAGCCCACGGAGCCGCUGAGCAUCGCGAACGAGUUCUGCAGUCAGAUACUCACCACGCCGGAGGAGGUGAUGAAGGCCGCGCAGCUGAUGGUAGCCAUACAGUUAGCACGCGAGCCGUUGGUCAGGAAAUGCGUGAGGGAGAUGUACAUGGAGAGGGCGAAGAUCUCCGUGCGGCCGACGAAGAAGGGCAUCAAGGAGAUCGACGAGAACCAUCCCAUCUACAGCAUGAAGUACCUCAAAGACAAGCCCGUGCGCGACCUGGUCGGCGACCAGUUCCUGAACCUGGUGAUAGCCGAGGAGGACAAACUGAUCACGAUCUCCUUGAGCGACUCCAUCGAGGGGAACACCAGCAGCAACUACGUCGACGAGACGAAGCAGCUGUACUACCGGGACGAGUUCAGCAAGAACGUGCAGGACUGGAACGCCCUGAGGGUGAGCAGCGUGGAGAUGGCGCUGACGCGCAUGGUCAUACCCAGCCUGAAGAAGGAGCUGAGAACGAACCUGGUCGCGGAGGCGAAGGAGUGCGUGAUGAGGGCGUGCUGCCGGAAGAUGUACAACUGGAUCAAGGUGGCUCCGUACACCUGCGAGUUCCCCGAGGAGGAGGACGAGGAGUGGGACACCAGCAAGGGGCUGCGGGUGAUGGGUCUGGCCUACGUGCCCGACUACUCCCAGGCCGCGUUCACCUGCCUCAUAGCGCCGGACGGGGAGUGCACGGACUACCUGCGGCUGCCGCACCUGAUGAAGCGGAAGAACAGCUACCGCGAGGACGAGAAAGCCAUGAAGGAGGCGGACCUGCUGGCGCUGAAGAACUUCCUGGCGACCAAGAAGCCGCACGUCGUGGUCAUCGGCGGCGAGUCCAGGGAGGCGAUGAUGAUCGCCGCUGAUAUCAAGGAGUGCAUCACGGCCCUGGCCGAGGAGGAGCAGUUCCCAGCCAUUCAGGUCGAGAUCUGCGACAACGAGCUGGCCAAGAUCUACUCGAAUAGCAACAAAGGCGUGUCCGAGUUCCGGGACUACCCGGAGCUGUUGAGGCAGGCGAUCUCCCUGGCCAGGAGGAUGCAGGAUCCCCUGGUCGAGUUCUCCCAGCUGUGCACCGCGGACGAGGAGAUCCUCUGCCUGAAGUACCACGGGCUGCAGGACCAGCUGCCCAAGGACGAGCUGCUCGAGAACCUCUACCUGGAGUUCGUGAACCGGGUGAACGAGGUCGGCGUGGACGUGAACAAGGCGGUGCAGCAGGCGUACUGCGGCAACCUGGUGCAGUUCGUCUGCGGCCUGGGCCCGAGGAAGGGCCAGGCCCUGAUCAAGAUGCUAAAGCAGACCAACCAGAGGAUAGAGAACAGGACGCAGCUGGUCACCGCCUGCCACAUGGGGCCCAAGGUCUUCAUCAACUGCGCCGGCUUCAUCAAGAUAGACACGAACAGCCUGGGGGACAGCACCGAGGCGUACGUGGAGGUGCUCGACGGGUCACGCGUCCAUCCGGAGACCUACGAGUGGGCGAGGAAGAUGGCGGUGGACGCGCUGGAGUACGACGACGAGGACGCCAACCCUGCCGGCGCUCUGGAGGAGAUCCUGGAGUCCCCUGAACGACUGAAGGACCUGGAUCUGGACGCGUUCGCGGAGGAGCUGGAGAGGCAGGGCUUUGGCAACAAGUGCGUCACGCUGUAUGACAUCCGCGCGGAGCUGAACUCCCGGUACAAGGACCUGCGCGUCCCGUAUCAGUCGCUGAGCGCAGAACGUCUCUUCGACGUGCUCACCAAGGAAACGCCGGAGACCUUCUACGUAGGCAAGCUGAUCCUGGCUAGUGUGGUGGGCAUCAGCCACAGGAAGCCGCAGGGCGACCAGCUGGAUCAGGCGAACCCCGUGAGGAACGACGAGACCGGUCUGUGGCAGUGCCCCUUCUGCCUGAAGAACGACUUCCCAGAGCUGUCAGAGGUGUGGAACCAUUUCGACGCAGGCGCCUGCCCCGGAAAAGCCACUGGCGUCAGGCUGAGGCUGGACAACGGGAUAUCUGGUUACAUUCAUAUCAAAAACCUGUCCGACAGACACGUCGCUAAUCCUGAGGAGAGAGUGAGCAUAGGGCAGAUCAUUCAUUGCCGUAUUAUCAAGAUAGAGGUGGAACGGUUCAGUGUUGAGUGCACCAGCAAGAGCAGCGACCUCGCCGAUAAAAACCACGAAUGGAGGCCACAGAGAGAUCCCUUCUACGACACCGAGGCGGAGCAGAAGGACGUCAAGGUCGAGGAGGACGCGAAGAAGGCGAAGCAACGUCAGACCUACGUGAAACGGGUGAUCGUCCACCCGUCGUUCCACAACAUCAGCUUCACGGAGGCGGAGAAGCUGAUGCAGACCAUGAAGCAGGGCGAGGCGAUCGUCAGGCCGAGCAGCAAGGGCGCCGACCACUUGACGGUCACGUGGAAGGUGACCGACGAGGUUUACCAGCACAUCGACGUGAGGGAAGAGGGGAAAGAGAAUGCUUUCUCCCUGGGACAGAGUCUGUGGAUCGGGAACGAGGAGUUCGAGGAUUUGGACGAGAUCAUCGCGAGACACGUGAACCCAAUGGCCGCGUACGCCUCGGAGCUGCUGGACUUCAAGUACUACAAGCCAACCGUCGAGGGGAUCAAGGACAAAGCGGAGGAGAUCCUGAAGGAACAGAAGAAGGACAAUCCCGGUGGGAUACCGUACAUCAUAUCCGCCGCAAAAAAUUACCCUGGAAAAUUCCUGCUGUCCUAUCUGCCGCGUGCCCGGUGCCGCCACGAGUAUGUAACAGUGUCGCCGGAGGGAUUCCGAUUCAGAGGGCAAAUGUUCGGCAGGGUGAAUGAUCUGUUUCGUUGGUUCAAGGAACAUUUCCGAGAUCCGGUACCGGGUCAGUCCACUCCUAGCACGCCGCGCGGCGCGAUGACUUCUAGGACACCGUAUCACACCACGCCGGGAGCAGUCAGCGGAAUGAACCAAGAAGCGAUACAGAGAGUGGCGCAGAACCUUCCUCAUCAUAUGUUGCAUUCUUUGUCGCAAGUGGCGAAUCAGACACCGCAUCAUUAUCCGCCUCACACGCCAGGAACAGCGAGCGUGGCAGGUUACGGUGGAGUCCAUACCUAUCCGAACACACCGUACACGCCAUCCGGUCAGACGCCAUUUAUGACACCGUACCAGACGCCUCAUCACACACCGCAUCACGGCCAGCCGACACCCAGAUACGGACAGCAGACGCCUAAUCAUCAGCAAGGUCCUUUCGUUCAUCCACCUCCUCCUUCGGUCGCCACUCCGGGUCAUCAUCGAUCGACCCCGUCGCACCGACCUACGCCUCCUAUGUCGACACCCGGCGACCCAAUGGACUGGAAGAAGGCAGCCGAAGCCUGGGCGAGAUUGAAAACCGGCCCUCGAAUGUCCUCGACUCCGAGAUACGACGAAUCGAGGAAAACGCCACGAAACUACGAGGAAUCGGUGGGAAGAACAACUCCGCGAAACAGGACAUCAACACGGACACCGUCUUACAAAUCUCCGCGGGGAACACCGCAUACUAAUUCUAGUCCUCGGAGUAUGUCUCUCAGCGGAGAUGGUACACCAUUGUACGACGAAAGCUAACGGAUUCGUAUCCGCAUAAUACUUGGCACUUCAAACGAUAUAUCAUUCGGCAUGAUAUACAAAGAGAGAAAAAGAAAGAAUACAUACAGAACAGUAUGUAAGUGAAACAAGCAAUUUGAUGGGGUUUCGUCACACGGAAGGUAUACUUAGCGACGGGCAACUAUUGUGCUGUAUAAAAAGGAAUGGUAAAGCCAUUCACAAAGUUACUGUAAACGCGUUAACCCUCUGUGGGCCGAAUUUUUGAUCAUGAUUAUAACAAAAUCUAUGCAGUGCAAAAUUAAUAGAUAUCCACAUAUGAAGACGAGUUAACAAUAUAUUCAAUAGUUUCAAUAAUUUCAUGAAACAAAUAUAUUUUGUAACUUUCAAGUUACAAUGACGUUAAACUUUCACGCCUGAUAAAAGUUUAAGUUGACUGAUUACUUCAUUUUACUCACCACUUUGAGUGGAAAAUGAAAUGAAUCAACAAGAUGUUGAAUCAACAAGUUACAUAGGCCUACAGAGGGUUAAUAAAUUGAUAUCUUCCCCUGCACGUUUAUAUAUUUAGGUGAGCGAUAUUGGAUGCAUACUAAGAGACGGCAUGCUUCGUAUAUAUGCGUAUGUACAUAUGAAAUAUCAAUGAUUACGUUGGAACGUAUUCACACUUGGCACGAUUGAAGAAUCGUAAAACUUUGAAAUCCAUUUAUUAAUGAUUCAUUUUAUCACCGUACUACCGCAUACCAGGACUUAUGCUUUGGUAUAUGUAACUCGAUUCCUCUCUCUCUCGAUUUUAACUUUACUGAUACUAAGUUAUUGUACAUUUCUUAUGUUAUUGGCUUAGGAAUGGAAUAUAUUUCUUACGCGCUUUAUACAGUUGUUAAAUCACAUUAUUAAACAAUAAAAUAGACUACAAAAUACUUUGCGUUGUAAUCAUUUCGAUAGACGUAUAUAUACAUUGACCUCGAAUAAAAUAUAAUCAUCCCUCUUUGUUUAUAUGUUUUAUUUUAAAAAUCUAGCGAAAUUAUAGAGCAUCAGAUUACGUCAAUGAUAAUUAUAAAACAAAUGAUAUGUAUAAACGGAUAUUCAUGAACGUACGACUAUUAUACAUGAGAUUCUUGAUCCUCGGAUAACGUGUCAUCCAUUUGUCGAAAAUUUUUAUAAUACAAACAUUCUUCCGUGUAACAAUUCUCAGUUGGAGGUGCGUACUGAUUCGUGGGCCUGGAUAAGUAGAAUAAAUAUCAACAACAUGGAACAUUAUAUACAGGGAAAUUGGUAAUAAUAACACACUUAAAAGUUACGUUUGUUUAUCGCCGACUUGUGCACUCAAUUUACCACUCGACCUUGUUUUCAACUUAGUUGAGCUCGAUAUUAGUUUCGUUUCUCCGUCGUCCAACUGAUGUUUACGCUGUAAAACGAAUGGGAUUAUUUAUUCAAUAAUUUGAACAAGUAUGCAGUAAUAAAUCAUUUACCGAAUUUUCUCCAUUUACUACUACUUUCCCAUCGAAUUUAUUUAUUGUACGAGUAGAGUUAAAAGGUUCCUGUGGGUUCGAG